Messenger RNA from Linum trigynum, 3990 nucleotides. The record is from the annotation of a GenBank genome assembly. NCBI's taxonomy places the organism in Eukaryota, Viridiplantae, Streptophyta, Magnoliopsida, Malpighiales, Linaceae.
CUCGCCGGCGGCCGCCGCGCCACCGCGGCCAGUCAACCGGACAAAUCGAAUAAAAACAAGCAAAGAAAACAAGAAAACAACAGGAUCCAGUUGGCGCCCAACAAUAGCCCCACUCCCUCCGCAUUUAAACACUCUCUCCACUGAGGAAAAAAAACGCGUAUUCUUCUUCUCCCACACCCCCUGUCCAUAUUCUAUUCCUCCUCUAAAUCAUCGCCACCGCGCCCCGCCAGCCGCCGCCACCAUCUCCUUUCUCCCUGCCCUAUAAAUUGGCUUGAGAGUCGUAGACGGCGCCUAUUAUCUCCUUACCCUUUUCCCCCGAUCUUUCUAUCUUCACCCUUUUUCGGGUUUUCCUCACACUCUGUUUUUCUCGGCCGCGAAAAUUUUGAAGUUCGGAAGCAGCUUGCUCUGUCUGUCUUUCUAUCUAUAUAUAUAUAUAGUCCUUUCUCACAUCCAUUUCGGAUCCGUCUCUUGGUGGGUCUCUCACUUUCUCCUGGGAGGAGAAUCGGGCGAUCUCUGAGCUUCAUUUCCAAGCUGGUCAAGGUGCGGAGUUUUCCAAUCUCAUCUCUUUUUUACUUUGACAAUAGUUCUUGUCCAAUUUUUUCGUGGGUUUGUCGAAUCUGUGAAGUAUGAACAGAAUUGGUUUCUGGGUUUCGAUCUGUUAUUGGGAAAGCUCAGGACUUCAUCGUGAAUCUGGCUUUAGAUUUGAAUCUGCGAUGCAAUAGACAGAUUUAGGGAUUUGUUUGAAUCAAUAGGUCGAAGCUGAAUUUGCCGAUUGAUUUAGGGGUUGCUCUUAAUGUUUGCAGUGGGGAAAAGAUGGCAGAGACUCAACCAAGCAAACCCUUGAUCCAGCCAUCAUCGUCUCGAAAGCUCCCAGAUUUCAAGAAAUCCGUGAAGCUGAAAUACGUGAAGCUCGGUUACCACUACCUCAUCACUCAUGGCAUGUACCUCUUCCUUUCCCCACUAGUAGUCGUUCUCGCAGCUCAGCUCUCAACUUUCUCCUUCGAAGAUCUCCACGAGUUAUGGGAACAUCUCCAGUACAAUCUCAUCUCAGUGAUUGUCUGCUCGACCUUGAUGGUCUUCCUCUUCACACUCUACUUCAUGACACGCCCUCGACCCGUCUACCUCGUCAACUUCUCGUGUUACAAGCCCGAUGAGUCGCUCCAAUGCACCAAAAAGAUCUUCAUGGAUCGAUCUCGUCUGGCCGGAUCUUUCGCAGAAGAAAGCCUCGAGUUCCAGAAGAAGAUCCUAGAACGAUCUGGCUUAGGGGAUAACACUUAUCUCCCUGAUGCUGUAUUGGCCGUCCCUCCAAAUCCGUCCAUGCAAGAGGCAAGGAGAGAAGCCGAGGCGGUGAUGUAUGGAGCUAUCGAUGAGCUUCUCGCCAAGACAUCUGUUAAUCCGAAAGAUAUUGGGAUCCUGAUUGUUAAUUGCAGCUUGUUUAAUCCUACACCGUCACUGUCUGCAAUGGUGAUAAACCAUUACAAGCUUCGCGGUAAUAUUGUGAGCUACAAUCUUGGUGGCAUGGGAUGCAGUGCUGGUCUGAUCUCCAUAGCUCUUGCUCAAGAUCUUCUCCAGGUCCAUCCUAAUUCGUAUGCUCUAGUAAUCAGCAUGGAGAACAUCACCUUGAAUUGGUACUUUGGGAAUGAUAGAUCGAAGCUCGUCUCAAACUGCUUGUUUAGAAUGGGAGGUGCUGCCAUUUUGCUCUCCAACAAGAGAUCGGAUAAAAGGAGGUCCAAGUAUGAACUCGUUCAUACAGUUCGUACUCAUAAGGGUUCUGAUGAUAAGUGCUUCUCUUGUGUAACUCAAGAAGAGGAUGCUAAUGGGAAAGUCGGCGUUACUCUGUCCAAAGAUCUUAUGGCAGUUGCAGGGGAUGCAUUGAAGACUAAUAUAACUACUUUGGGACCUCUCGUGCUUCCAAUGUCAGAACAGCUUCUGUUCUUUGGUACCUUGGUUGGGAAGAAACUUUUGAAGAUGAAGGUGAAGCCGUAUAUCCCUGAUUUCAAGCUGGCAUUUGAGCAUUUCUGCAUUCACGCUGGUGGGAGAGCAGUAUUGGACGAGUUGGAGAAGAACUUGCACUUAUCUGACUGGCACAUGGAGCCAUCUAGAAUGACUCUGUACCGCUUUGGUAAUACCUCAAGCAGUUCGCUGUGGUAUGAGUUGGCUUAUUCAGAAGGUAAAGGGAGGAUUAGGAAAGGAGAUAGGACGUGGCAGAUCGCGUUUGGUUCAGGGUUCAAGUGCAACAGUGCUGUGUGGAAGGCUUUGAGGACUAUUAACCCUGCAAAGGAGAAGAAUCCAUGGAUGGCUGAGAUCGAUAACUUCCCGGUCGAUGUUCCUAGGGUGGCAACGAUUGGUUAGGUGAUGUAAGAUCCAGUUUAGUGUGAUUUUAACAUUCUUGGAUGGGAGGGACAAAUUCGAGUUGACUGAGUGUAUUGAUUUUAAGGGGCAUUAUUCUUUUGGUACAUUAAGGCUUAAGGCUUUGCUAACUAUAUGGGAGUAGUCGAGUCUAGAGUCUUGAUUGGCAUGUUGGUCUUUUUUGAGGAUCUGUAACUUGGUUUCAAUUGUUGGGAUUCUCACUUGGCUUCUACUUCGAUUUCUGCUUGAAUCAGUGUUAAUCUCUGUUCACUCAAAAUGUUGUUCUGGUGAAAGUCAGCGUCGUUCAUGAGCCCAGGAUAUACCCAGGGCGAUGCACCUCCAGAGAGCUCUCUUAUGAUCGUUUGAAUGGCAGAUUUGAUUCCACCAAACUUAGGAACGUCAAUUGCAAGCAGCCAUGUAAAUGCCAACAAAAAAAGCACCUAAACAAGGUAGUCUAAACAUCCCAUUGUGAUUAGAUUAGACAACGCAUUCAUUUUCAUUACAUUCCAAAGAUAAUUUAGCAGCAACUUAAAUCAUUAAGAUCUCACUAAGCACAAGGAAAAUAUGGCCAUAUCGAAUCAGCUUAAAAGUCAUAACCAUCCUGCAACAACCAAAACAACCUAACAAGAUCCACAAGUCUGACAUUUUCCCUGGCAACGGAUUUCCAAACUCGUUGGGGGGACAAAUUAACAGUCUAAGAGGUAAAUCUCUAAACAUCAGAAGAACAAUCUCAGGUGUGUUUGCACGCAGGAACCCAGCUGCUUCUACAAACGCUCUCUAUUCUUUGGAUGAUUUGUUGAUGAGGGACUUGUGGAUGUGAGGAAUAACUCCACCGCCAGCAAUGGUACCCUUGAUUAGGGUAUCAAGCUCUUCAUCACCACGGAUAGCUAGCUGCAAGUGCCUUGGAGUUAUACGUUUCACCUUCAGAUCUUUGCUUGCGUUCCCAGCCAAUUCCAGUACUUCUGCAGUCAGAUACUCGAGAAUAGCGGCGGAAUAGACAGCAGCUGUAGCUCCUACCCUCCCAUGAGCUGUUGUUCGUAGUUUCAGGAGGCGAUGGAUACGGCCCACUGGAAACUGCAAAGUUAUCCAACAAAGAGAAAAUUGAGAACCAUUCAACCUCAAUCUCUCAACUUUCAGUCGGGCUCUAAUGAGCAAUAAGCACAGGCUUACGUAACAGACAACAAAACUAUAUUGUAAAACAUGCACUGGCAAAUGAAAAAUGAAGGCCCUAUAACACAAAAUGAGUCACAAAACUAUGAUGUAACAGAACAAGCGACUGAAAACUGCCUUGGGUUACUUUAAACAAUUCAAUCUAAACAAGAUCACAGGACAAGGCUAGUUCUCACUUUCUCAGUGCACCCCUUGAACAUGAAAUUCAAAUAUCAAGGACAUUCGUGGGAGAAAGUCAAGUCAAAAUCUCGAGGAUAUGAGCAACACCUACAAUAUUGUGAAAGAAUCCAAACACUUGCAUAAGAACAUCCAAGUGCAGUUCACAUUCCACAUACCCGACCAAUGAGCAAAGCCACUAGAAAGACAUUUCAACCGACUCUGCAGACGAAGUUUAUACAUCAAACUAACAUGCUGAUCAACUAUUUUCCAUGUUCAGGAGAGAGAGGGAAAAAAUAAAGGAUAAUAUGCCAA